AUGGUAAUGCAUGCAAGGAAACCUCACCGAAUAAGCGAUGGGUACUUUGAGAAGCACCAGGCCCAUCCAUAUCAGAAAUACAACUCCAAGAGGGCCAAUGAAUAUGGAUCUACCGACCACUACACACCACUCAGAUCCCCCAAUGGAAACAUGUCCCAUGGCCACAAUGCGCAUGGGCACACUGGCCAUGCCCAUCAUCACUACCAUAUGGUUGAUGACAGAGGAUAUGUCACAUCAAGGAAUUCCUAUGUCCCCAAGGGAUCAGAAAAGGAGAGAGAUCGAGACUAUAAAUCCUCUAGGAAUAAGUACACUGAUGUCAGAUCACCAAAGGAGAAACGGAAAGAUAGUGAGCGAGAAAAAAAUAACCAUGAACGUUGUGAAUCUGAGAAAAAAAGUAGGACUAGUGGCAUGAAUAGUGUUAAUUCCAAUAGCAAAUAUUAUAAGAGAGGUGGAUUACCUGCAAAUGCAGGUCCAUCAAGCAGUGAGUGGUCAGAACAUAUUAGUUCAUCAGGAAAGAAAUAUUACUAUAACAGUGAACUUGAAGUAUCACAGUGGGAAAAGCCUAAAGAAUGGGACUCCCGCAAGAAUUCAUCCAAAGAUCAUCAGACAACAUAUACAACUUCUUCAUCUAGAGGUAAUCGUGAAAAGCGAUCACGGUCGCGGCGGCGGGAAAUUGAAAAGACAAGUAAGAGAACAAAUAAUACAUCUGAGAGAUACUGGAGUGCGUCGCGAGAAAGUGUUUCUGAUAGAACAAGGACGAAACAUGCCCCACACUCUGGACAUGAUACAAAAGAAGGGCACCGUUCUCUUCAAGAUAUGGAUAUAUCACCAGACAGAAGUACGCCUGUCUCCGAAGGCUCACACGGCGUUCGCAAUGAAUCUACAGCGCCCCCUGUUGUUGUUCUCAAUAAUUCUAAUCCAACUAGUGGGUCCUUGCUAGCGGCGGCACUGCCCAGGAUCGUCGCCCCCGCGCAAGCCUCUACGUCGGGGUUGGGUCCAGGCCCCAGUACAUCUUCGGGGCCUCCAUGUAACAAUGGAGCCACAGACAGUCGGUCAGAGACCCCACAAAGAGAUGCCGGACCACCGACACCUACACACUCGGAAAAUGUCGACCCCCACGCGCCACCCUUACAUUUGGAAAAUGCAUUGCCAAGGAAAAUGGAAUGCCUAGGUAGUUACUCAUCAGUGGUGGGAAGUUUACAACAAGCUGCCCCGAUGCUGACUCCCUCCUUGAUCAAUUAUGUUCGUACUGAGUUAACCACACAUGUCAUUGGAUGGCCAGCGGAUAUACUUGAAAAACAGGCCAACAAAUAUAUGGAAGAGGCACAUCAGUUGGGUUGCCUGCAGUGCACCCGAGUGUCUGCUGAACUAAAAUGUUCUCGCUCUGUGGUGAGGCACACAGAGAUCCAGGCCACACUACAGGAACAAAAAAUAAUGUACCUGCGACAACAAAUCUCUCGGCUGGAGGAGCUCAAGUCGCAGAAUUCGUUUAUGUCAGAAGACUAG
Molecule: messenger RNA, 1506 nt
Organism: Pieris macdunnoughi
Lineage: Eukaryota; Metazoa; Arthropoda; Insecta; Lepidoptera; Pieridae
Source: the annotation of a GenBank genome assembly